Molecule: messenger RNA, 785 nt
Organism: Xylona heveae TC161
Lineage: Eukaryota; Fungi; Ascomycota; Xylonomycetes; Xylonales; Xylonaceae
Exons: 2
Coding region: 256-672 (138 amino acids)
Source: RefSeq, a predicted model, not a curated record
AGUAUCGGUAGACACUGAGCUUGACCUUCAACAGCUCAAGUCUCUAGUUAGUCCUUUAGGUGAAACGCACGUGGCACUCUGAUUGGCGUUUGGUGAAGCGGGGUUAGAUCAGGGUCCCGGAAGUCGAAGCCGUCCUUUAUCAAAGUUAUCGAGAGAGGGGAAAUCAAUAUUCAGUGGCGGCAGCCACGGCGAGAAAGAAGGCCUAAACGAUUUAAAUAUUCUUUGCUGCUUCAUCGCCGACCGGCUUUGAACAAGAUGCAGCAACAGUCCUCGGUCAAGAUGCAAACUCAGACGCAGGCGCAGGCAGCCGCACAGGCACAGGCACAGGCACAGGCACAGGCUCAUGCCUCAUCUCAGGCAAUGUUGUCUUCGUUAUGCUCCUCCAGCAGUUUGACAUCGUUGCUCGUGGCUUCGUCGCUGGUGUCUCAUUCCAUUGCUCGUUUGAUGGUCACGGUGACCACGACCUUUUUCCACCUCUUCUCGCUCUUCAUCGCCACAACCCUGUCGACUGUGCACAAAUUGUGGAAGCGCUCAGAGCGCUUCCGCGAUGCAUGCUUUUAUCAUUUUAUGCUCUGGCUCCUCUCGCCGUCUCCAAUGCUUCUCUUCGUGCUUUGGCCAGGCUGGCUCGUCAUCUUUGCUUCUUGGGCAUGUUGGACCUGGGCACCCUGGUGAACAAUGGGGCGAAGAGAUGGGGAGCUCGGGAUUUAGAAGCCAGAGCUGACUGCGUUGGUCGUGAUGGUCGACGGCUCAUUGUCUGAGCUCGAUCAUGACCCAUGCAAACUGUU